This is a messenger RNA of Wallemia ichthyophaga EXF-994, 327 nucleotides long. Its product is annotated as Fruiting body protein SC3. The record is from RefSeq and is a predicted model, not a curated record. Gene Ontology annotation, molecular function: structural constituent of cell wall. Gene Ontology annotation, cellular component: fungal-type cell wall. The transcript is spliced from 2 exons. NCBI's taxonomy places the organism in Eukaryota, Fungi, Basidiomycota, Wallemiomycetes, Wallemiales, Wallemiaceae. The coding region runs from base 1 to 327 and encodes 108 amino acids.
AUGCAAUUCUCGACUAUCGCACUCACCGCAACAGCCUUCUUCUCCGCAUCACUCGCUUCCAAGCUGCAAAUGAGAGCGGGUGACUGCUCCACGGAGAACGUCAAGUGCUGCAACCAAGUCAAGGACGCUUCCUCUAUCGACACUGGUACGCUUGGAUUGCUCGGCAUUGACGAACUCGCUGGCCAAGUCGGACUCGAGUGUACCCAAGUCGCUGCUGCCAUCGGUGUACCUAUCUCUGACCAAUGCAAGACUACCGCUGCAUGCUGCAGUGGUCAAACCCAAAACGGUGUUGCCAACUUGGGCUGCACUCCAAUCUCUAUCAUCUAG